AUGAUGGAGAGCGACACUUUAACAAACUAUGGAGAUAACAGCCAGCCUCGGCCUGUAAAGAGAAGAGCUCGUAUGGCGUUAUCUUGCCAAAGAUGUCGAAAGCAUCGUUCCAAGUGUUCUCGCUCAAGACCUACCUGCGAACAAUGCUCUGUCGCUGGCGUAGAGUGUAUCUAUUUAGAAGUUCCUGGUGAUUUGGAAAGCACUGCACUACGUGAUCGUUUCGCAGGUUUAGAAAAUCAGAUUCACUCAUUGAUGGAUGAGUUUGGCAAUAUAGAGCAGCUGGUGAAAAAUGCCGCACCAUCUCAGUCAUCUCAAUCACAACCGCCAGCAGCAGGACAGCAAUCGAAUAUACAGGCAAACUCGUUAUCUAAAUGGAAUAUCCAUCAAUUAGGAUCAACAGGCUUGUCAAUUGAUACACACAUGCUGAACGUAGCCGACAUUUACUCCACCCUUAUACAAUUUGCCAAAGACAAUACAAACGCAAUCACCCUAUACCCUCAACCAGAUCAACAAAAAAAGCCCAUUUGGCUCAUCCGGAACCACUCUAUCUUUCCAAAUGUGCGACUAUCUCAUUUUACAAGCUUACGGCCCAAUGUGAAUGAUGGAGAAGACUCAGAAGACGAGCCCAUCCGAAAUCCCUUAUUAGAAGAACAAGAUGAAGACAAGGACGAUGUACUCGACAUUGAUGUCAUGCCCGAAAAGUUACCACUGUUUCUAAUGCAGCGACUGCUGUCGUUAUACAAGAACUGUUUACUUUAUGGAGCUGUGCAACCGUUUGAUACGUUAUUUGCGAAUUUACUGAUGGACCAAGAUAACUUAUCACCUGCAUUUCAACUAUUGUAUGCUUCAAUUGUAUGCCAUAUGCUGCCUCAUGCCUUCUACUGGCAUCCUGAAAUCUUUGAGAAAAGCAUGGAUGAGCCUACAUGUGUUCGCUUAUCAAUUGACUAUUACAAGUGGGCAAAACGUCUCUUGUCAUCGAUCUAUUUUGAUGCGCCUAGUCUCACCACAUGUCAUGCCAUCUGCAAUCUGGUUCUCUAUCACAUAGAAAAUGGAAAUACAUCAGUUGUCUACAUAUACUCUGGCAUGGCAGUUCGCAUGGCUCUUUCGCUACAGCUUUACAGAGAAGAUGCAUUGGAUACAAUCUCUCAGAAUCAGGCAGCUGUCUUUCCGCUGGCAUACAAACCACCUGUCAUGAUUGUGAAGCAGUACGCUCGGUCGCUACUAUGGUUCAUGUACUUUUUAGACACGGCAUCAUCCCACUACCACAACAAGCCAUAUGAAAUCCACCUCGAUGAUCAUGUCAGCACAACCACCUUCUUCAAGAACCCUCCGCUAUCGUCUGCAGGCGUGGAUGAGCACCAAGCAUUUUUCCAGUUUAUUGAAUUCCACACCUGCCAAAUUACCCGAGACAUCCGACGCACCAUCUUUACACAUCCGGAGGAAGCACAGACCUCCUACGAGCAGAUUGAACGCAUAGAGAAGCGACUAAUUAGUUUUCAGAAGCAGUUACCAAAGAUUGAGCUACUCAACAGCUCAACACACCUAUGGCACCGUCGCUGCAUAUUCAAACAGUGGAUCAGACAUCACGGCCAUUGGAUUCUAAUCCACCAAAGCUACCUACCCACACCAAUGUCAGUGCAAAGAUGUACGACGGCUGCAUUCGCCCUGGUGGAGUUGUUUGAUCAUUGGAUUGUAGCCAUGGAUUGCUAUUUUAGACCUUGUGUCCAUGAAUUAAAGCAGGCGUGUGAAAUUCUAUUAUACCAUGUUGAUCAGAACACACCCAUCAAAAGAAAAGCACUGGAAGGGCUGAUGCGACUCAUCAAUGUGCUACUCAAGACGCCUGUUGGUGAAAUCGCAAGAACCAGACCCUUUGUUCAGCGUGUCCUCAAAGCCAUUCAGCGAAACAACAUGUAA
Molecule: messenger RNA, 1914 nt
Organism: Mucor velutinosus
Lineage: Eukaryota; Fungi; Mucoromycota; Mucoromycetes; Mucorales; Mucoraceae
Gene: MIR1
Product: mitochondrial phosphate carrier protein
Exons: 2
Coding region: 1-1914 (637 amino acids)
Biological process (GO): DNA-templated transcription; regulation of DNA-templated transcription
Molecular function (GO): zinc ion binding; DNA-binding transcription factor activity, RNA polymerase II-specific; DNA binding
Source: RefSeq, a predicted model, not a curated record